Trichomonas vaginalis G3 is the source of this 729-nucleotide messenger RNA. RefSeq lists its product as uncharacterized. The coding region runs from base 1 to 729 and encodes 242 amino acids. The transcript has a single exon. NCBI's taxonomy places the organism in Eukaryota, Parabasalia, Trichomonadida, Trichomonadidae. The record is from RefSeq and is a predicted model, not a curated record.
AUGAUUGAAAACCUGAAAAGAGGGAAUGCAACCCCAAGAAUGCAACAAAAUAAAAAUAGAAUAAUGCAAUCCUCUAUAUUUGGUGAUGCUCCAGAAGAAAAACCCACCCAAAAUUACAAUUAUCAGCCUCCUCAAAAUCCUCUCCAACAAUAUUCGCCAAAACAAUAUGAUUAUAGUCGGCCAAAAGCCAGCAACUACUCACCGCAAUACCGGCAAUCUCAAAAUCAAUCAGCUUCAUUUCCUUCUACUCAGCCACUAAAUAUUCCAUCAUUUAAAGGUCUUGUUCAGCCAUCCAGAAUACCAGACUUGUCUCCUUUCCCAGUGGUAUCAGUCAAUCCGAUUUCUUUAAAUGAUACAUAUGAUUUUUCAAUGAAACCUAAAUCAGGAUUAAGAGCAACAUCGAAAUCUCUUCAGUUUAAACCAAGUGUUGAACUCAAAAACAUGCGAGAUCAUAUGAGUCAAGAUUUGAGAACUUUUUCAAAUCGAUUUAAUUCUUUGGAGUUAAAUGCCCCUGUUGAGCUUAAUAUGGCAGAUUUCAAAGGAACUUCAUCAGCUACACAAAGCAAAUCUACACUUCCACCUUUAUCAAAAUCAUUAAAUACAACUUUGAGAAAACCACUUGAUAAAAAUGUCAUGGAAAGUGUUUCCAAUGAAUAUGCUAUGCAGAAAGGAACAUUUGGUUUUUCAACCAAAUCUGAGUUUAUUAUGCCUAACGAUUAUAGAUAUUGA